CUUCACCAUUCUUGUCCUUAUCCAAAACUGGUAUUUGCUGAAGUUCGGACACAUCAACUAACAAGUCCUGAUUUUUGUCGUAGAUUUUAAAAUCCGCCAGAGCUUCUUCUCUAUUUUUGGCGGCCUCAAAUUCCGCUUUCCUUUGCUUCUCCUCCUCCUCUAUGACUCUGUACUUUUCCAAAGCAGAUUGUUCCAAAUCCUGGGCCCUCUUCAGGAUCUCGGCCUUUUCCGCCUUCAAUUUAUCAGCCUCAUCUCUGUUCUGCUCCAGUUCCACGAGUUUGUUAGUCUUCUCCUCUUUCAGCUUAACACCUUUUUGACUUAAUGUUGCCCUGAGUUCUUUCCCCACUUUAAUCAAUUCAGCCAUUCUUUGGGCCUCCUCUUUGGCGGAUUUCCCCAACUCCAGGCAGUUGUUCGGGCACCGUACCCCGCUCUCGUACUCAUCGGUGCCGUCGCAACAAUCGCAGAUGCCAUCGUUCACCCUGUUCGAGGGGAGGUUUUCGGCUUUGUGGCCAGCAUUCGUGCAGUAAAAACUUCCGUUCGGGCAGGCGGAAGUGCCGGGUUCGUCGCUACCGUCCGGGCAGUCGCAAUAAUCGUCGUUCACGUGCGAGAAAGGGAUCGUUUUCGAACCAUCGAAACAAGCGAACUCUUUAUUCGGAAUGUACAGCGAAGAUCUCGAUAGUGAAACGCCCCUCGGUCGUGGCACUUCAGAAGACAAAAUUCCGCAAGUAAAUACUAAAAUCACAAGUAAUUCGUGCAUAUUUUCAAUUUAAAGCAUCACACACACAUCAACACCGUCAUCCGGCAACGUUGCCGCAUGCGUAGUUUGAGGACACGUCAGUAACUUGGUGAUUUUUUCGUUGUAAAUUUGGGGAAUUUAGUGUCACUUUGACAGUCGAUAACGUAAACAAGAAUAUUGCGGUUUUUCAAAGAAAUUUUGAAAUGUGGCCGCACCUAAUUUAUUUCGUAUAUUUAGUUACGCUUAUUGAAGGUUCAAUACAUAAGAAUCUAAAAUAUUUCGAAACUAUUCACGCAGACGAUCUAAAACAUACAAUCGUUAAAAGAGGAUUGAAAGAAAGCAACCACCCAUUUAACAAAAUUAAAGAAGUUCAUUUUAAUACCCAUGGAAAGGAUUUCAGGUUAAUUUUGUCUCCGAAAAAAGGGCUUUUGCACUCAAAAUUCAAGGCAUAUGCAGUUGAUGGGGAUGGUAAAGAAACAACAGUUCACAUAGAUCAUGAAUCGUUUCUUGAUGGUAGAGUUUUUGGGGAGUCUAAAUCUCAUGUUAGUGUGCAUAUUGACGAUGGAGUUUUAACUGGGAAUAUUCAUUUGCCCGAUGAGACAUAUCAUAUUGAGCCAUCAUGGAGACAUCUGCCGCAUUUAGACAACAAAACAAUGAUAACAUAUAAACAAUCGGAUGUAAAGUUAAGCUGGGAACAUGACAACCUGCCGAGAGACCAGGUGGGCCCCAAAAUGUGUGGUUAUGUGAAAGAAGGUGCAGAACUGGAGGAGGAAGAAGAUAAUGUGGACAAUAUGUGGGAAAAUGCCAAGCACAGAGAAAAAAGACAAAUCGAUCAGUACGAAUACACACCUACAAGAACAAGGUGUCCAUUGUUGCUAGUGGCAGAUUACAGGUUUUACCAGGAAAUGGGUGGAAGCAAUACCAAAACCACGAUUAAUUAUUUGAUAAGUUUAAUAGAUAGAGUCCACAAAAUUUACAACGACACUAUUUGGCACGACAGGCAGGAAAUCGACGGGUUUCAGGGGAUGGGGUUUGUGAUAAAAAAGAUUGUUGUUCACAACGAGUACACCAGAAUUAAAUCUGGCGAGGCGCAUUACAACAUGGUGAGAGAUAAGUGGGAUGUAAGAAAUUUAUUGGAGGUUUUCAGCAGGGAAUACACGCACAAAGAUUUCUGCCUCGCCCAUCUCUUUACCGACCUCAAAUUCGAGGGCGGAAUUUUGGGUUUGGCUUACGUCGGUUCCCCUCGUCGCAACUCGGUGGGGGGCAUUUGUACCCCAGAGUACUUCAAGAACGGUUACACGUUGUACCUGAACUCGGGCUUGAGUUCGAGCAGGAAUCACUACGGACAGCGUGUGAUAACUCGCGAGGCAGAUCUGGUGACUGCGCACGAGUUCGGUCACAAUUGGGGCUCCGAGCACGACCCGGACAUUCCCGAGUGCUCGCCGAGCGCAAGCCAGGGCGGCUCGUUCCUAAUGUACACCUACAGCGUCAGCGGAUACGACGUGAACAACAAGCGGUUUUCCCCGUGCAGUUUGCGUUCGAUAAGGAAAGUGCUGCAAGCCAAGUCGGGUCGGUGCUUCUCGGAGCCGGAGGAGAGUUUCUGCGGAAACUUGCGCGUCGAAGGGGAGGAACAGUGCGACGCCGGACUUUUGGGGACGGAAGACAACGACGCUUGCUGCGAUAAAGAGUGCAAACUCAGAUCCCACGCCAAGUGCAGCGACAAGAACUCGCCCUGUUGCCAGCUGUGCAAGUACAUGCGCGCGGGCACCAAGUGCCGAGACGCGCAGCCGGCGACCUGCGAGGAGGAGUCAAAGUGCACGGGCCAGAUGGCUGAGUGCCCCAAAAGCCCCCCCACCCCCGACGACCGCCCCUGCCAGGAGAGGGGCCUGUGCCGCAACGGAAAGUGCAUACCUUUCUGCGAGACGCAGCGCAUGCACAGCUGCAUGUGCGACGUCAUUGAAAACGCUUGCAAGAGGUGCUGUCGCUCCAAUAUAAAUGAAACCUGUUCCCCUGUGGAUUCUUCAGAUAUUUUAGCAGAUGGAACACCCUGUAUACAUGGGUUUUGUAAUAACGGCCACUGCGAGAAGACGAUCCAAGACGUGGUUGAGCGCUUCUGGGACAUCAUCGAGGACAUCAACAUCAACAAGGUGAUGCUGUUCCUGCGCGACAACAUCGUGGGCACCGUGGUGCUCGUGACGGCUUUACUAUGGAUCCCAGCCAGCUGCGCCAUAGGCUACUUCGACAAGAGGCGCAGGCUCGAGGAGGCGGACCGCAGAAAUUGGCAGAACAAGACCGAUCUGGUGCAUCCGAGCGACACCAGGAGGGUUAUACGCCUGAAGGUGGCCAGGAACGUGCCCCCGCAUCCCGGCCAAUCGGGGCCCAGAGUCACCAUACAAGAGUAAACAAGUUGGUAUUACUUAACGUUUCCCGUGUUUUACCUUAGUAACUUUUUUGGUCUAAGGAAUAUUACGUAGGUAUUAUGAAUAUUACUUAAAAUGAAACCAAUGAUU
Molecule: messenger RNA, 3246 nt
Organism: Brassicogethes aeneus
Lineage: Eukaryota; Metazoa; Arthropoda; Insecta; Coleoptera; Nitidulidae
Source: the annotation of a GenBank genome assembly